Molecule: messenger RNA, 984 nt
Organism: Neocloeon triangulifer
Lineage: Eukaryota; Metazoa; Arthropoda; Insecta; Ephemeroptera; Baetidae
Exons: 2
Coding region: 166-696 (176 amino acids)
Source: RefSeq, a predicted model, not a curated record
AACGCGCGUGCACUUGGACUCUGGCCACAUUUCAACGCAGAUAGCGCAGCCGCCUCUCAUAUCUACAAGCAUUUCCCUUCAAAAGUAAAGGGCUCGGUCGCAGUCGGCAAACGCAUUUCGAGGGAACUCACGUCAAUUUUGUUAAAUUUACAGCAAAAAAGAAAAAUGUUGGCUCGCAUUUUCUUCGUCCUGGCCAUCGUCCAGUUUUCCAACGUGAUCGAGGCUCUGGAAAAGCGUUUGUCUGACUCGGUCGUUCUCGGCACCAGCUGCAAAAUCCGCAGCAAGGCCCUUCCCGACGAGUACCUGACGCAGCUGCCCAAGGACCAGGCAGGUCUGGUGGCCUCGGCGCCGCUGAACGGAAGUCCCUUGAACGCCAAGUGGCGCAUUGACCAACUCACCGUGGACAGUUACAACUAUUUCGAAAUCUACAACCGGCAGUUUGAAACGUACCUGACCAAUUAUUACUACUCGGAAAUGUGGAUGGCCACCGGCGCCAAGCAGAACUUCGCCUCCUCCAACAAGUGGGACACUCUUUGGAUCGUGGAGCCUGCCCAGCUAAACGUGCCCGUCACCAUCAAACACGCGGUCACUGGUUCGUACCUGACCGUGCCCAAAGGGAACUUUGCCCAGAGGCACGUCAUCCUUUCCAGCCGCCUCAGCAGCGGAAGCGAAUCCAAAUGGGAAAUUAUUUGCUAAAUUUUUCCCUUUUUUUAAAGUAAUCUCAGUAAUGAUUUUUAUUUGUGAGUCUGAAAUAACUCAAAAGUUUCAUUAUUUAAAUUGAAAUUAACGAUUGAAAAAUUUGCACUCUUUAGGGUUGACCUCUACGGCCAAAAGCGUUUUAGGUGCGAAUUUUUUGAUCGCGAUAUCGAUUUCAGUCAUGAAAUGAGUUAUCUCGAAAUUAAAAAAUGAAAUCAUAACUGCAGGGGUACUUUGAAUCAUUUGAACAUUUUUUUCAAAUAAAGAAUAUACAGAAACGAAAACAGA